ACUCAGGUGGUCAGACACAAAAAGCCAGCCGACCAGUAGAGCUGUACAAUCAAGCCGGCCCGGCGCCGAGACUGUGUGCAAUGCGCGGCCCGCCGACUGCCUCGUCGGUUUUGAGAGGAUGAGAGGCCUGGAGAGCUGAGCUACGGUGCGAGCCAUGUCGUCGGUGCCCGGCGCCUUCGCCGAGAAUCUGCGCCGCUACGCGCCGGCCACGCGCCGGCUCCGCGAGGCCGCGCAGCGGUACGUGGACGCGGCGGUCCCGGGGGCGGUCGCGACGGUCGCGGCGCUGCCCUGCCGCGAGCCGGGCUGCCCGCCCGUCGAGGUCGCGGUGCAGGUGCUGGUCGCGGCGCACCCGGCGGCGUUCGCGGUGCGCCGGGCGCCGGACGAGGUGACGGAGGCGGAGCUGCUCGCGGCGCUCGCGGCGGCGCUCGCGGCGCCCGGCGCGCGCGCCGCGGCCAAGCCCGCCGCGCCGCCCGUGCACCUCGCCGACGACGCGCUCGAGGUCCGCCGCGAGGACGUCGCCGCCGUCGCGCGCGAGGUCGUGGACGCGACGCCCUGCGUCGACGUGCACACGCACCUCUUCCCGGCGGCGCACGGGGACCUCAUGCUCUGGGGCCUGGACGCGCUGCUCACGUACCACUACCUCGUCGCGGAGUACUUCAUGGUCGACGACGGCCUGAGCCACGCGGCCUUCUUCGCGCUGCCCCUCGCGGCGCGCGCGGACCGCGUCUGGGACGCGCUCUUCGUGCGGCGCACGCCCGUCUCCGAGGCGCGCGUCGGCGUGCUGCGGACGCUGGCCGACCUCGGCGCGCCCGGCGCCGCGAUGCGCGCGGCGCGCGCGGGCGACCUCGGGCCGCUGCGGGCCUGGUACGCGGCGCGCGCGCCCGGCGACCACGUCGACGCCGUCUUCCGCGCGGCGAACGUCCGCUACGUGCGUUCGCCGUGUGGAAAUCCAGUCGCGCGACUCGCGUCGGCGGGCCGACGACGGCGUCACGCAGGUCGUCUGCACGAACGUGCCCUUCGACGCGCGCGAGGCGAGCCGCUUCGUCGACGCGGGCUGCUGCGUGGACCCGGCGACGGGGCUCUUCCGGGGCUGGCGCCCCGGCGACGACGACGCGGCGACGGCCGACGGCCGCUUCCGCACCGCGCUGCGCGUCGACGCGCUCCUCGCGGGCGACUGGGCCACGGUCGCCGCGGCGCUCCGCGCGCGCGGGCUCGACGCGACGCUCGGCGCGGCGCGGCUCUUCCUGUCGGCGUGGGCGCGGCGCUACGGCGCGGAGUACCUCAUGGCCUCGACGCCCGGCGACCUGCGGUACGCGGCCGGCGACGCGGGCCUCGAGCCCGGCUGGCCGUCGGCGACGCGGCUCGUCGACGAGGUCCUGGUGCCCGUCGCGCGCGACCUGGACCUCCCGCUCGCGCUCAAGCUCGGGUGCGUGCGGCGGCUGGCGCCGGACCUCGCGCCGUGCGGCGGCGGCGACGGCCUGCGGCGCGUCGACCUCCGCCCGCUCGCGCGGCUGCUCACGGCGCAGCCGCGGCUCAAGGUCCUGGCGACGCUGCUCGGGCGCGCGGACCAGCACGAGGCCUGCGUCCUGGCCCAGAAGUUCCCCAACCUGCACCUGUACGGCUGCUGGUGGUACUGCAACAACCCGUCCAUCAUCCGCGAGCUCACGAGCAUGCGGCUGGAGAUGCUCGGGACGGCCUUCACCGCGCAGCACUCGGACUGCCGCGUGCUCGACCAGCUCGUCUACAAGUGGCGCCACUCGCGCGCUGUCAUCGCGGAGGCGCUCGCGGCCCAGUACGCGCACCUCCUCGGCGCCGGCUGGACCCUGACGCGGGGCGACGUGCGGCGCGACGCGCGCGCCCUGCUGGGCGGCGCCUACGAGGCCUUCCUCGCGAAGACGCUGCCCUGCGACGCGGCGCCGCCGCCGCCCCCGCCCCCCGCUUUAACGUGUGCGCCUGUCUUGGUUAACUGGCCGCCUAUCCCCGCCACUGGCACCACCCGGCUCCCCGGGCCAGUGGCUCCCCCGGCGCCCGGGCUGCUAGACGUGCCUAGACGGCAUUACGCGCGGCGUCGCGGUCGCGCUUCGCCUCGAUGGUUUCUUUUAUGUGGUCGAGCAUCGCGUCGCCGCGCGCGCUCCGGGCGCACUGGACCGCGAGCACGACGAACGUCGCGCCGGCCCAGGCCAGGCCUCCCGCCGCCAGCCACUUCACUUGCCCAGGCCGCUUGACGCUGCCGCGGACGAGCCAGAGGAUCUCGCGCGCGUAGAACACUGUCAAAAGCGAC
Molecule: messenger RNA, 2281 nt
Organism: Pelagomonas calceolata
Lineage: Eukaryota; Pelagophyceae; Pelagomonadales; Pelagomonadaceae
Source: the annotation of a GenBank genome assembly